Molecule: messenger RNA, 1176 nt
Organism: Nothobranchius furzeri (turquoise killifish)
Lineage: Eukaryota; Metazoa; Chordata; Actinopteri; Cyprinodontiformes; Nothobranchiidae
Gene: gadd45aa
Product: growth arrest and DNA-damage-inducible, alpha, a
Biological process (GO): regulation of cell cycle
Cellular component (GO): cytoplasm; nucleus
Source: RefSeq, a predicted model, not a curated record
CUAGAUUUGCAUCUGACCAAUGACCGCAGCUAUGCUAACGCCCCGGACUGCUGCUGCCGGUUUCAGUUGAAGCGCUGUGCGCGGAGCUCAGUCUCUCUGGUGGGUCGAGAAGGCUCCAGCACUGCUUUCUGUUCGCUGCUUUUGUUUUUGCACAACGCUGGAUUUGGAUUUAAUGUUCAGCAUGACAUUUGAGGAACUAAACGGGGAUUACUCUCAGGAAAGGAUGGACACAGUGGCUAAAGCCUUGGAGGAAGUCCUGACCUCUGCGCUGCCACAGGGCUGCAUCACGGUCGGUGUCUACGAGGCAGCAAAGUCUCUCAAUGUAGACUCCGAUAACGUGGUUCUGUGCAUCCUGGCUACGGAUGAGGAUGAUGUAAAAGAUGUGGCCCUGCAGAUCCACUUUACCCUCAUACAGGCAUUCUGCUGUGAGAACGACAUCAACAUCCUGCGAGUCAACAGCACCAGGCGCCUGGCUGAAAUCCUGGGAGGAGGAGGAGGAGGAGGGAAGCUGAGCGGAGCUGAACCUCUAGACCUGCACUGUGUUCUCGUCACCAGCCCACAUCCUGCAUCGUGGAAAGACCCCGCUCUGGGCAAACUCAACCGAUUCUGCAGAGAGAGCCGCUGCAUGGAUCAGUGGAUACCCAUCAUCAACCUGCCUGAGCGAUGAACUCCCCAGCAGCUAAAACCUGUCCAGGAAGUGUGAUCUGCACAGGAAGUGUGGUCUAACCCAGACGGACACAAUUUUAUCAAACGGUGCUGCUCUGCUGAUGGAGGGGAGAAAAGCAAGAGAAACACCUGCAGGCAGCAUGGGAUGUAUUUGAAGGAGAGGGCUGGAAGUUCCCGUUUGGACUGGGCUGCUGGGAAUGGCUGUGCACGAGGAUGCCACUGUGUGGUUUGGUAAGUCCAGACCGCUGAGCGGUUGGAGGACCAAGGCCUCGGCCUCUGCAGACAUGAGAGCACUUGUUGGAACACGGCCUGCUGCAGUCGUUCUUGUUGAGGUUGCUGUCGUCAUCACUUCACAUCUCAGUGUUUAGUGUUUCAUUCACCAGCUUGCCUUUCACUAAUGUUACAAUUUAAGUUAUUUCUAAUUCUAUUUAAACUAUUUAUGUUCAUUUUUGUACUUAAUGAAGACGUGAGCGUGACACACGCGGUUUACGGUCAAUAAAAUGCUGUUUU